GAUUUUUGAUUCGGAGGUGAAAAGAAAAAUCGUUUUGUGGGUUUUGUGAUUCGAUGAACUAGGGUUUGUAAUUUCACUAUCUUCGAUUCUUUUACUCAUCGGGUGAGAAGGAAGCGUCUUUCAUGUGUUCUUCCGUGUAAUCGACUGUUUUAUUGGGCUUAUAAGCUCUAGUUUGGUCAGUGAAUUCGUAACAAGUAAAUCCUAGAUUGGGGGAAGAUGCUUGAGGGAGCAAAGUUCAACGUGCUUGCUGUUGGGAAUCAUCACAACAACGACAACAAUUACUAUGCUUUUACGCAAGAUUUUUAUCAGAAACUUAAUGAAGGUUCAAACAUGUCUAUGGAGAGUAUGCAGACGAGUAAUGCUGGAGGAUCUGUCUCAAUGUCUGUGGAUAACAGUAGUGUUGGUUCCAGCGAUGCUCUUAUUGGCCACCCAGGUUUGAAGCCUGUGCGCCAUUACUCACUCUCUGUUGGACAAAGCGUGUUUCGCCCGGGAAGAGUUACCCAUGCGUUGAAUGAUGAUGCCUUGGCUCAAGCUCUGAUGGAUACCAGGUAUCCAACCGAAGGGCUGGCAAACUAUGAUGAGUGGACGAUUGAUCUGAGGAACCUCAACAUGGGUCCUGCCUUUGCUCAAGGGGCUUUUGGUAAAUUGUACAAAGGGACUUACAAUGGAGAGGAUGUAGCGAUCAAGAUACUGGAGCGGCCAGAGAACAGCCCAGAAAAGGCACAGUUCAUGGAACAACAGUUUCAGCAAGAGGUGUCUAUGCUUGCUAAUUUGAAGCACCCAAACAUCGUGAGGUUCAUUGGUGCAUGUCGCAAGCCAAUGGUGUGGUGUAUAGUGACUGAAUACGCCAAAGGAGGUUCAGUGAGGCAGUUUUUGACUAAGAGACAGAACCGAGCCGUCCCUUUGAAGUUAGCUGUCAAACAGGCUUUGGAUGUUGCUAGGGGUAUGGCUUAUGUCCAUGGACGCAACUUCAUACACAGAGAUCUCAAGUCAGAUAACCUUCUCAUCUCAGCAGAUAAGUCCAUCAAGAUUGCAGAUUUUGGUGUUGCAAGAAUUGAAGUUCAAACCGAAGGAAUGACACCAGAAACCGGAACUUACAGAUGGAUGGCUCCAGAGAUGAUACAGCAUAGAGCCUACAAUCAAAAAGUGGAUGUGUAUAGCUUUGGGAUCGUGCUGUGGGAGUUAAUCACAGGACUAUUACCGUUCCAGAACAUGACAGCUGUACAGGCAGCGUUUGCGGUUGUAAACCGAGGAGUGCGUCCAACAGUCCCAAACGAUUGUCUCCCCGUGCUGAGUGACAUCAUGACUCGAUGUUGGGAUGCUAAUCCAGAAGUCCGUCCAUGUUUUGUGGAGGUUGUGAAGCUGCUUGAAGCUGCGGAAACAGAGAUAAUGACGACAGCGAGAAAAGCCCGUUUCAGAUGUUGCUUGAGCCAGCCGAUGACGAUUGACUAAAUAAUCCUCCCCUCAAGCAAAUAACAAAGAGAGAAAGAAGAAGAAGAUAUAAGAAAAAGGGCUUUAGAUA
Messenger RNA from Arabidopsis arenosa, 1522 nucleotides. The record is from the annotation of a GenBank genome assembly. Lineage: Eukaryota; Viridiplantae; Streptophyta; Magnoliopsida; Brassicales; Brassicaceae.